Aspergillus puulaauensis is the source of this 1101-nucleotide messenger RNA. Its product is annotated as putative eukaryotic translation initiation factor 3 subunit EifCh. Gene Ontology annotation, cellular component: eukaryotic translation initiation factor 3 complex; eukaryotic 43S preinitiation complex; cytoplasm. NCBI's taxonomy places the organism in Eukaryota, Fungi, Ascomycota, Eurotiomycetes, Eurotiales, Aspergillaceae. The record is from RefSeq and is a predicted model, not a curated record. Bases 1 to 1101 code for a protein of 366 amino acids. Gene Ontology annotation, molecular function: translation initiation factor activity; metallopeptidase activity; protein binding. The transcript is spliced from 4 exons.
AUGGCGGAGAAAGAAGUAGUCCCUCUCACGGCCGUCAAGGUCGAGGCCCUGGUCGUUAUGAAAAUUAUCAAGCACUGCUCUCAGACAUUCCCGACGACUGCGACCGGUUCGAUCGUUGGUAUGGACGUGGGCGGCGUUCUCGAAAUCACAAACUCCUUCCCCUUCCCCGUCGUCGAGGUCCCACCGGAGUCGCACUUUGACAAUACCGCGCCCAACCCGGCCGCCGCUGCUCCCCGCGCGAAGGCGAACACUGUUUACCAGGCCGAGAUGAUCCGCAUGCUCCGGGAAGUUAACGUCGAUGCCAACAACGUUGGAUGGUACACGAGUGCGAACAUGGGCAACUUUGUCAACAUGAACGUCAUCGAGAACCAGUUUUUCUACCAGAAGGAAAUGAACGAGAGGACUGUCGCCCUUGUCCAUGACCCUAGCCGCAGUUCCCAGGGAAGCCUGAGCGUGAGGGCCUUCCGUCUCUCCCCUAAGUUCAUGACUGCUUUCAAGGAGAACAAGUUCACUUCUGAGGAACUGCAAAAGUCAAACUUGAAAUACCAGGAUAUCCUGAUUGAACUCCCCGUUGAAAUCCACAACUCUCACCUGAUCACCUCCUUCCUUCACCAGCUCCAGAACCAGUCCCAGUCGGCGCCUACUGACUUCCCUCCCUCUCUCGCCGCCCUGGAGAACUCACAAUUUGCGAAGCAACCUAUUCUGGCCCCCAACUUCGACAACCUCGCCCUCAACAUUGACCCCUUCCUUGAGAAGAACUGCGACCUCCUCCUCGACAGCAUCGAGACCCACCACACCGAGACCAGCAACUUCCAGUACUACCAGCGCUCGCUUGCCCGUGAGCAGGCCAAGAUCACAGCCUGGCAAACCAAGCGCAAGGCCGAGAACGCCACCCGCGCAACGCUCAAGCAGCCCCCUCUCCCAGAGGACGAGUGGCAGCGACUCUUCAAGCUGCCCCAGGAGCCCAGCCGCCUCGACAGCAUGCUCAACAGCCGCCAAGUGGAGCAAUAUGCUCGCCAAGUCGACAGCUUUGUCUCCUCCACGACGGGUAAGAUGUUCGCCGUCAAGGGCAACCUGCUGCCCGGCGAGAUCGCCAAAUAA